Molecule: messenger RNA, 765 nt
Organism: Gossypium arboreum
Lineage: Eukaryota; Viridiplantae; Streptophyta; Magnoliopsida; Malvales; Malvaceae
Product: L10-interacting MYB domain-containing protein-like
Exons: 2
Coding region: 1-765 (254 amino acids)
Source: RefSeq, a predicted model, not a curated record
AUGUCGGCGAUUGAAGUUAGUGGUGAAAAAGUGAAAGCAAUGUGGGAUAAGAGAUUGUUAGAAAUAUUUUGUGAUAUUUGUAUUAAAGAGAUAUUGAAAGGUAAUAGGCCUGGUACUCAUUUCACAAAAGAUGGAUGGUUGAAAAUAAUGACCAACUUUGAGAAAGAAACGGGCAAGGCUUUUUCACAAAGACAACUUAAAAAUAGGUGGGAUGCCCUAAAAAAAGAAUGGAAAGCUUGGAAGAAACUUAAAGGUGAAGAUACUGGUCUAGGGUGGAAUCCUAUAAAAAGAACCGUUGAUGCAUUGGAUGAUUGGUGGGAGAGUAGGCUAAAGGAUGUUAACAAUGAAAUACCUGAAGAGAAUGAAGAAGAAAUUGUGAGAAAUGAUGUUCACAUUUUAAAUGAUGUUCAAAUUGAUGGAAACGGUCAAAAAAGAAAAAACCCUGAGAUAUCAAGUUCACAUUUUAAAACUGGAAGAAAGAAAUCCUCAAAGCAAAUUAGAGGGGCUACAAGAUUGUCCAAUCAAAUAGAAAAAUUAUGCAAUGCAGCUGACAAUAUGAGUCAAGCCACAUCUAGUUUGACUCCUGUUGUGGAUCCAUAUAGUAUUCCACAAGCAGUCAAAGUGCUCGACAAAAUGUCGGAAGAAGUUUCAGAAGCUAGUCCGCUAUACUUUUUCGCACUUAGAUUAUUGCUCAAUAAGGACAAUUUAUCAAUUAAUCCCAAGAUUAGAGCUUUGUGGCUUAAGACGAAAAUAGAGGAUAGUUGA